UGGAAAACGUCUUUCGUGCGGGUCGGUUAGUGUGACGGUGUUAUUAUCGCGCCCAGUGGGACAGUCCUAACAUGGCCCAGAAGUAAACAACAACAAUAAUUAAACAACACUUGACCAGAACGAGUCACUACUACUAUCAAGUUCUAUAGAAUUGAGCCGAGUUUGAGAAGCUCUAAAAACAAGAGAUACCAAAAGUCAGUGAAUGAUAACCCCAUAAAGUCAAUUCCGACGACCGAUAACGCGGUCGCGGUUCUCAGUGGCAAUUUGCAUUGAUGAACUGUGCUUGGUGCUCGCCGUGCAUAACAAAAACCCAUCCGCAGUCGGGGGCCCAUCGAUAAUCAGAGCCCCAGGACUUGAGCGCUCAGCAACUGCCUGCCCUCCCGAUUAUCCUUUGAAGUCCUGUGGCAAGUGCGAGCUGCUGCGAGUGUGCGGUGUCUCAGUGUGCAAAGUGUGAAAAAGCGCAAAAUAAAUAUUAAAAGCAAAACGUGCGUGGAUUAGAAAGCAUAACCCGGCGCAAGAGCGGCAUCAGAAGCCACAACAACUACAGCUAAAGGCAGGAGAAGGAGAAGGAGGAGCAGCCACCAGACAUCGCCGCCAGCAGACGGCGUCUGGCGCCGGAACUGUCUAGCGGCUUCGGCAGAUAUUGCGACUGGCGGACAUGGCCAGCCAGAGGAUCGGGCCAGGACGAGGCGGUGGAGGAGGAGGAGGAGCCUUGCAUACAGCAUUCAAUAUGCUGGCGUUGAGCUGGAUUAUAAUCUCGGAGUUAUUGCUCAGUGCCCAUUGCCUGAAGGAUCUGAAGAUAUUUGUACCGGAGGCCGUCAUCAUGGGAAAUGCAGCGACAUUGUCUUGUCAAUAUGAUUUGGAGCAGGCGGCGCUCUACGCGGUGCGCUGGUACUUUGGCCAGGAGGAAUUCUACCGCUACGUUCCCCGCGAGGCCAAGCCCACAUUUGUCUUCUCCGUUGCCGGCAUUAAUGUUGAUCUCAGCAAGUCGGAUGCCACAUCGGUGACGCUGAAAGGUGUCACCCGGGAGCUGAGCGGCAGCUAUCAGUGCGAGGUCUCCGAGGAUGCUCCGCUCUUCCACACGGAGAUUCGCUCGGCGCACAUGCAGGUGAUUGAGCUGCCAAAAGAUGAGCCGGUGAUGCAGGUGGACAAGAAGGUGAUUGGCGUAAAUGACAACUUUAAGGCCGUGUGCACCGUGGGUCCCUCGUAUCCGCCGGCCAACAUCACCUGGUACAUCAAUGGACGGAUGGUUUACCCCACUCCAUUGCAGCGCAUCACGCAGGAUGCCUUCGAGGGCUCCACCGCGUACUCCUCGCUGGAGAUCUAUCCGCACAGCCAGGUGCUGCAGGGCUUCUUCCAGGCCAAGUACCAGGCGAACAUCAACCUGCUGUGCGAAGUGUCCAUCCUGCAUGUGUUCCACAAGAGCGUCCAGCAGCGGAUUGGCCUGAGCAAUGCGCCGCCGACGACCAUCUCGCCGAAUCUGUUGGGCCUGGAGGGCUCGAAGCGGUAUGCAAACGGGGAUCCGGAUAACUCGGCGCUGACCGGUGCCUCCCAGCGCUGCUGCAUCUGCUGUGGUGCUGCGGGCGCUCUCCUGCUGGUCAUGGCCACGCUGACGGUGGGGCAUCUGUGACCAGAGCGGAUGGCCUAAGCUGCUCCCACACACCACACUGCCACGGACAAGUCGGAACGCGGAGGAGGAGGAGGAGGACGACAAGGAGGAGGAGGAAUCAACAGCGGGAGCUGUGUAAUUAAAAAAUAACAAACAAUAUGCUUCGGCAUGUGAAGCGUGCAAAAGAACAAGGAAAUGCAAAAAUCAAAAAAUAAAAAAAAAACGAACACAAAAAAAUCAUUGGGAAAACCAACGGCGACCCUGCAUUGUCAACGCCUAGUAAAGCAUGUCCUGGUAUUUUAUAUUUUUUUUUAUUUGCUGGUUCGCAAACAAAACAAGCAGAGUUCAAACCGAUGUAAUAUUUUUAUUGCAUUAAUUCAUCAUUUGCGGCGGCUGCCUACAAAAUUCCGAUAAUAAACCGUAAAUUAAGGAGAAAAUGGGAUCUGCAUUUCCCCACACGGCACGAUCAGCGGAGGGUUAAAAUAAUAAUAAUAGUAAAGGUAAAAACAUAGCAUAAAUUUAAUACGUAACGCGGCGUGGUUGAACUCUUGAAGAAGGCAAAGAGAAGUCAUAGUGAAAAAUGAAUCCAUAAAUUUAAAUAAAUUAACACUGGCACUUGCAAACGAGACGUUGCAAAACUAAUUACAUAAACAGAGAAAAAACCACAAUUAAUAAGCGUAAGAGAAACACACACAUUUAAAUACUAAGUACACCCUACCCUCCAACUACCGCAACCUAGGCACAUAAGUUAUGUAAAUAAUUACUGUAAAGUAUGAAAAAAACACAAAUAAUAAAUUAAUAAUACGAAACCCACACAAGGGCAGCUGACCGCGUGUAGGCAAACAUUAAUUAAAGCUGAGAAGAACAAGUUAAAUACAAACUAAUUAAGUCUUUAUGAAAAAUCGAUGAAAUCAAAAAAAAAAUAAAAAAUAAAGAGAAAAGAAAAGAGCUACAUAAAAUCAGAUAAGAAAAAAAUCAAAAAUGAAUAUCGGCCAAAUUCAGUUUAAUUGGAUUUGUUUUCGUUUCAAUUGUGGCUUAUUUGCGGUGUCAGGUUGUUGAAAUUUUAAUUUCCGUUGAGGCAUAAGAUGGUCUUUGUUUCUAGACUAAAUUUAAACAAAAAACGAAUAUUGCAAAUAUAUAUAUUUAUCGAAUAAUAAAUGUCAGGACAAGAGAGAAUUUAGUGCGUACAAGUUAGUUGGAUGAUGUUAAGAGUAUAUUCUGCCGAACUCCUUGGCCAAAGGACUAUUUUUAGAGGUUCCAGCUCAGCGCAAACUCACAACAAAGAAAUUCAAGAUGUAUUUCUCAGCCAAGUGACGAAAAUUGGGAAAUUGGAAAGUAUAUUAUAAGCCGAUUAAGCAACAUAUUGUAAAUCAAAACAAAACGAAACGAUGUUAUUUUAGCGAGUUGUGGCAGGCCGAAAUAAACUGAAACGCAAACUAAUCUUAACUAAA
Messenger RNA from Drosophila kikkawai, 3060 nucleotides. RefSeq names its product beaten path VI (gene beat-VI). Lineage: Eukaryota; Metazoa; Arthropoda; Insecta; Diptera; Drosophilidae. The record is from RefSeq and is a predicted model, not a curated record.